UUAGUUACAAAAAUGGUCACAUUAUGGUUAUAUUCUUUAUUGUUUGUGGUAGGAGUCUAUGGAUUGCCACCACCGUCAUAUCUAAAGCCAUGUUCAAUAAAAAAUAAUUUUGAUAAGUGUGCUUUUGUUAAUGGACAAGCUGCAAUUCCAUUUUUACUCAAAGGUGAUAAGAAAUAUGGAAUACCAGUGAUUGAACCCUUCACUCUUUCUCUGUUAGAAAUAUCACCUGGUGACAAUUUAAAAAUUGUGUUUAGAAACUUGACAGGAAUUGGAUUGGAUAAAGCAAAACUCCGUGCUGUGAAAUAUGAUGCCAAUAAGAAUCAUAUGAAGAUACUAACUGAUCUUCCAUCAUUAAAGAUUCUAGGUGACUAUGACGCCAAGGGAAGAAUUUUAGUAUUACCAAUUGAAGGAAAAGGUCCAUUCGAAAUUGAAGCUAUUGAUGGAAAAUAUACUUAUAGCUUCGACAUAAUACCCCAUGAAAAGAAAGGUGAAAUAUAUGGAAGUAUUGAAAAUGGUGAUCUAGAUUUUGAUAUUAAAAAUGUUAAAUUGAAUUUUGAAAACCUAUUUAAUGGCGAUAAAACGCUAGGUUCUCAAAUGAACAUGUUCUUAAACGAAAAUUGGCGAGAUGUUUUUAAGGAUUUGAAAGGAGCUAUCAGUAAAUCUUUUGGAGCAAUUUGCAAAACGGUUCUUCAGAAUUAUUUCUCAAGAAUUCCACUGAAAGAACUCAUACUUGAGUAGAAGUCUGAGAUAUUCAUCUAACUUAGUUUGUUAUAAUGUUUGACCAUAUUGUUAUUAAAUUUAAUAAAUCGUAUAU
Messenger RNA from Aethina tumida (small hive beetle), 814 nucleotides. Its product is annotated as protein takeout-like. The transcript has 6 exons. Lineage: Eukaryota; Metazoa; Arthropoda; Insecta; Coleoptera; Nitidulidae. The record is from RefSeq and is a predicted model, not a curated record. The coding region runs from base 13 to 738 and encodes 241 amino acids.